This is a messenger RNA of Corythoichthys intestinalis (scribbled pipefish), 1268 nucleotides long. RefSeq names its product cilia and flagella associated protein 126 (gene cfap126). The coding region runs from base 189 to 815 and encodes 208 amino acids. Lineage: Eukaryota; Metazoa; Chordata; Actinopteri; Syngnathiformes; Syngnathidae. The transcript is spliced from 6 exons. The record is from RefSeq and is a predicted model, not a curated record. Gene Ontology annotation, cellular component: ciliary basal body. Gene Ontology annotation, biological process: cilium organization.
GAGGAAUUUGCACAUCUUCACCCACGCCAAAAGAGUUCUCAGCAGCUGGAACCACAGGUGGAUCUUGAGAGGCAGAUGAGCGACAGGAAGGACCUGGUUCCAUGACUUCUGGAACAUUACCACGGAACUAAUUAUUAGUCACGUGAUUGACGUGGUUGCUAUGCAACGCGCCUGCAAACAACCGCACAAUGUCGUCCAGAUACUCAGCAAAUCAGUACGAUGAUGCCUUCAAGUCUAAAAGGCUGCAGAAUUGGUGUAUGACGAAGCCUGAAUUUAAGGCACCCACAGCACGAAAAGGCUGCACCAAAUUCGUUGCAGAUAAUAGUGGACACCUGCUUCCUGGAGUAGUCAAGAAAGGCAGUGUUUGGCCUGACUUCAAGGGGACAUGGGAUCUUCCCGCUCGAAUACCAGCCCAUAAAAUCAACCCCACUAGCCGCUCUGCGGAAGGUCUUCAACGCCUCAAGGCCUGGGGUUUGGACCCUGACCACAAAGCCACCUCUCGGCCAGCAAGCAGCAGCAAAAAAACUGAUGGCGGCAAAAAAACGGAUGCUUUGCAGAACGCUGACAAGGAGAACUCUGAGGGUGUACAGCAGGACAAUGCUUCAUCCGUGCCCCCACCAACAGCUGAAACCCAGCCAGCGUCUCAGAGCCGCCCAGUUUCUGCAGACACCAAAACUGGCAAACAGAGUGUGAGCCAGGCAGAUGAGGUUUUAUCUGUCAUAAAUGCUGCCGAUCCUGUGACAAGCAAACCAGCAAGCCUGAGAGCGAUGUCAUCUUUGAGCCUGGAACAGGCGAAAACAACUCAGAAUAAGUGAAAAUAGUAAAUGCAUUAUUUGUCCCUUUUCUAAAUGGGAUGACUGUAUUGAUGUACCAGAUGCUAUAGACAUAGAAUUCCUACAUUUUCAAUGUGAUCACUUUCUCUUUGUUUAAUAGCUGUCCAUUUAGAAUGCCUUUGAGAAUUAUGGAGUCAUCAAAUGUUUCAAAACGGUUUUGUUGCAAUGAAAGAACUGCAAAGUCUACAGUGAUAUCUUGCCCACCGCAGAUUUUUUUCAAUUAAAAAAACAUAUACUGUAUUUCAUUUAAAAAUCAUAUAUACAUGUACAAAUCAUUUUUCUUAAAUAUCUUAUUUAUAUCAUAAUUAUUACAUUUGCAGUGCUGAAAAACCCUUGAUAAAAAUCUACAUAUACACAGGGGUGAAAGUGGUUAGAAUUUCUUGCCGGAACUCCCCGACGUGAAGGUCGCCACGGAGCCAGAAUUUUUUUUUUUUU